This is a messenger RNA of Aspergillus costaricaensis CBS 115574, 1338 nucleotides long. RefSeq names its product alpha-soluble NSF attachment protein SEC17 (gene sec17). Gene Ontology annotation, cellular component: SNARE complex; vacuolar membrane. Bases 102 to 980 code for a protein of 292 amino acids. Gene Ontology annotation, molecular function: syntaxin binding; soluble NSF attachment protein activity. The transcript has 5 exons. Gene Ontology annotation, biological process: SNARE complex disassembly; intracellular protein transport. Lineage: Eukaryota; Fungi; Ascomycota; Eurotiomycetes; Eurotiales; Aspergillaceae. The record is from RefSeq and is a predicted model, not a curated record.
CCUCAUCUUCCAGACAUUCAUCCCCACUUCUCUUUGCCUGCAAUCUGACCUCUAGCAUCACGCUCCUCUUCACCUUCUCGGGCCGACAACCUCUUCACAAAAUGGCCCAAGAUCCCCGAGUCCUGCUCCAACGGGCCGACAAAGCGCUCAGCAGCGCAUCUGGUGGCUUCAGCUUCUUCGGUGGAAGGACAGAGAAGUACGAGAAUGCAGCUGAUCUCUACACACAAGCUGCAAACGCCUUCCGAGUGCAGAAGCAGAACAAGGAGGCCGGUCUUGCCUUCGAAAAGGCUGCCUCUAUUCAGACUCAGAACCUCAACGAGCCCGAUGAUGCAGCAAACACCCUGACCGAAGCGUUCAAGGUCUACCGCAAAUCCGACCCCGAGGACGCCGCUCGCGUGCUCUCCAGUGCUAUUCAACACUACGUGCUAAAGGGUAACCUCCGGCGCGCGGCCACGCAACAGCAACAUCUGGCCGAGGUGUACGAGGUGGAGCUUGGAGAUACGAAGAAGGCGCUGGAAGCCUACGAGAAAGCGGCGGAGUGGUUCGACGGUGACAAUGCUGAAGCUCUUGCCAACAAGCACUACCUGAAGGCAGCAGACCUGGCCGCUCUCGAAGGCGACUACUACAAGGCUAUUGAGCACUACGAGCGGAUCGGCCGCUCAUCGAUCAACAACAACCUGAUGAAGUGGUCCGUCAAGGACUACUUCCUCAAGGCUGGUAUCUGCCACUUGGCGACCAAUGACCUGGUUGCUGCCAACCGAGCCCUCGAGAACUACCGCGACAUCGACACCACCUUUGCCUCGACAAGGGAGCACCAGCUCCUCGUUGACCUGGUCCAGACCAUCGAAGCAGGCGACCAGGAAGCAUUCGCCGACAAGCUGUUCCAAUUCGACCAGCUCAGCAAGUUGGACAAGUGGAAGACGACUCUUCUGUUGCGGAUCAAGAACAGUAUCGAGGAGCAGGGCGAGGAUUUCUCUUAGACUUAUUCUAUUCUAUUCUCUUCUAUUCCCAGCAACAAUAUCAUUGUUUUCUCUGUUUUGCUUCCGAUCUGUUCAUUCAUCCAUUCGCUUUGUUCUUGGUGGAUUAGUUACUUGGGCAGACUUUAUAACUGGUGUUCCCUACCCUUACCCCGUUGGCUGGUCCCAUAGGUAGAUGGAUGCUGUGCCGUCGUAUAAUUGCUUGCGGUUUGUUUGUUUUUUUCUUUCGUGCAAAGAUAUAUUGUGUCCUUGGCUUGCCUGUCUUUCCUGUCCUGUCCUGUUCUAUCAUAACUAUAGCUAUUGACAUAGGCUGAACGCGCCGAUGGAUGCGUGGCAUGCCUUACUGACAGAUACUAUCGAU